Molecule: messenger RNA, 2047 nt
Organism: Acanthoscelides obtectus
Lineage: Eukaryota; Metazoa; Arthropoda; Insecta; Coleoptera; Chrysomelidae
Source: the annotation of a GenBank genome assembly
UCGUAAUCAUAUAAUUGGACCUAAAUUACCUAGAGCUGUGUCGCAAUAAUUUUCUAGUCACUCAACCAUGGGUCUGGCGACUCCACUCUAUCUCCUAGCAGCUGCAGCUCUACUAGUGUAUUUGUACCUAAGAAGAGUCUACGGAACAUGGAAAAGGCGAGGCCUCAACUACCUAGAACCAGAGUUCCUUUUCGGAAAUACCAGGAGAGUGAUGAUGCGAGAAAUUUCUCGUGGCGAGCAAUUUGUGGAAGUGUACAACCAGAUGAAAUCAAGAGGUUGGAAGCAUGGCGGGUACUUUGAGAUGAUCAAACCCAUGUACUUGCCUGUCGACCUGGAUUUGGUGAAAAUGAUUGUGCAGAAGGAUUUCUGGAAUUUUCCUAAUCAUGGUGCGUAUGUGAAUGAGAAGGAUGAUCCAACAUCAGCAAAUCUGUUCAACUUAGAGGAUGAAAAAUGGAAAAGCACUAGGGCAAAGCUUACACCAGCAUUCAGCUCAGGAAAACUGAAAAUGAUGUUUCCAACCAUUUGGAAAUGCUCUGAGGCUCUGGACGAUGUUCUUAGAGAAAUAGAGAGGAGCAAGACGCCUAUGGACACCAAAGAUGUCCUUAGUAGAUUCACAACAGACGUUAUAGGGAACGUAGGAUUUGGCAUAGAAUGCAACAGUCUUAAAGACCCUAACUCUCCAUUCAGGGUGUACGGUAAAAGGAUGUUUGAGCUCAGCUUCCUAAAGAUGUUGAAACGUAUGGCUAUGGUGAUGAUACCAAGGUCUAUCUUGAAACUGGUCCAUUUUAGGAGCAGUGACCCAGAGACUCAGGGAUUUUUUAGUGAUAUUGUGACAAAAACAGUGAAUUAUAGAGAGGAGAAUAAAGUAUUCCGAAAAGACUUCAUGCAUGUUCUGCUUCAACUGAAGAACAGAGGAAAGAUAACUGAUGACGACUACGUACCAUCAAAGGAAGAUAGAGGUUCAUUCAUCUCUAAUGCUGAGCUCACAACCCACUGUGUUACCUUCUUUGCAGCUGGUUUUGAGACAUCUGCUACUGCAAUGACUUUUGCUCUAUAUGAGUUGGCUAAGAAUCAAGAAAUCCAAGAUAGGCUUAGAGAAGAUAUACUGAGUACGGUAAAGGAACAUGGAGGAAAUAUGACAUAUGAAGCUAUGACUCAAAUGACAUAUUUGCACAAAGUUUUCCAUGAAACACUGAGAAGGCAUACAGCAGCAUCUGCCUUGCCCAGAAUAUGCACCAAAAGGUACAAGAUUCCAGGCACUGAAGUGGUACUAGAGCCAGGUGACAGAAUCGUAAUACCUGUUCAAGCAAUACAUAUGGAUCCUGAUUAUUAUCCUGAACCUGAUAAGUUUGAUCCUGAGAGGUUCAGUGAAGAGGCCAAGAACAAAAGACAUCCUAUGGCUUACAUACCAUUCGGUGAAGGACCAAGACUUUGUAUUGGUAUGCGUUUGGGACUCAUAGAAGCCAAAGUUGGUCUUGCGGCAAUAAUAAGCAAGUUCAAGGUCACUUUGAACAAGAAGACAGAAUCACCUAUAGUUUACGCAGUGGACUCAUUAGUUAACUCAGCUCGUGGUGGAAUAUGGUUGGACGUGCAAGAAAUAAAAUGAUGUCAAGGAUAAAAGUAUUGCAGAUAGUGGUAUUUAUAAUUAUAAAGGAUCAUUGUAUACUAAAUUAUCAAACUUUCAGCUUGAGUUCAAUGAGUUAGAAAAGUUAUAUUGUGGCACAAGUAUCUUACAAGUUAUUUUUUCUUGAUCGGUUCCAUUUAGACUUUGAAGUCUCCUUUUCUUCACCAAGCUAAAUAUAUCAGUUUCAUAACAAACAAAUCAAGUAUGAUAAUGUAGUGUAUCACGAAUAAAUGGAAAAUGAUUUUCUUCGACCCAUCUUACCUUCCACUCUAAUGGCAGUGAUGCUUGAUUUUUCUUCCGCUAGGCGGUGCUUGUAUGGUUCAAAGCUGUCAAACGUGGAUGAUAAAAAGACAUACUUUAUAGAUAUGAUACCUAUUCUUCACGUUUUGGUCCGCCGGUAGAACCAAUGAAAUCAAAGACGCG